AUUCCUCUGGCUCGAGGAUAUACUAGGACUUAUUGAGAAUGAGGUGGAUUUUCUUCAAAUUCCACAGGCCAACUUCCCCGAUAUUAUGCGAUAGAGGAUGCUGGUCCUCUAAAGUAUGCUCAGAAAUAGAAUAGAGUCGAAACCGGGAAAGGCUUACCAUGUGAAGCAUACUGAGGUUUCCGGGCUCUGUAAAUCAAUUAUUGAUCGAAUCACUAAAAUUAAAUUCGUCAAAGAGUCACCAGUGAUAUCACAAGCUUUGGCACGAUUGACGGAUCUCGUCCUUAAAGAAUUAAUUGAUCUGUGGUUCUCAAAAAUCUCAGUAGAUCUGCUUUUUCAAGAUUCAUUGAGGUUAGAACUAAAACAUGUCUUUUCUAGUUUGAGCGCUCGUAUAGCCGCUGUCGACGUGCCGAAUGUGCUAGUUCACAAAAUUACUCCCUUAUUAACCGACCACUACGCCCAAUUUAUUUCUACAGACUAUGCCCAUGAUUCUGUGCACUCAUUUGAAAGCAAAUUGAACGUUGCUCGAAAAUUUGGGAAAGGGUCUAUUCACAACGGCGUGACUAUGACGGUACCUGGGUCUGGACCCAGAAUCAAGGAGAAAGCGUAUUUACGUACAAAAGUGAAGAAGCUCCUCCCUUUGCUCCUAUCUCCACAGGAAAGCUCGAAUGAACUUGUUGGGACGCUCUUGACUGAGAUUCUCGCAUGCACGGUUCUCACAAAUGCGUUUUCUGUGCUUUCAGAAGGGGAUUUCUUUAAUCAAAUGGUCGUCAAAGCAGUAGGAGCUAACCUUAAGCACCGAAACCAGGUGAAACGACUUCGUGAAGCUCUUCAGCAACACACGACGCAAACCCCGACUCAUACUCUUCGCAUUGGCCAAAAUUCUGCACUCCCCCCUCUCAAGGCUCCUAUCUCUCCUGAAUACAAAUCGCUUAAGUUCCAAACUCUCGAUACUGUAUUGGCAGAACCAAAGCACGCCGCUGUGUUCCGGGAAUUCUUACGAGGUUAUAAACAUGAGGCCGAAAUUGACCUUUGGCAACAUAUAGAGUUGAUGCGAGCACCACUUGAGGGCACAGACACUUCAGGAAUACCUUUAUUCUUGGAGUUUUCUAAUGAAGAUGAUAUUGUCAAGAUCUACGAGAAAUAUUUUGCAUUACCAUUCUUGGAAAUAAGCGAGCUGAUAAGAAGACAAGUCUCGGCCUACGUUCAAAAUGCUACCCGAAGAGAUGCGGCACUGUAUCAGCAGGCAAGGCUGGCCUUGUUUGAGUUGCAAAAUGAUAUAUUUGCGCACAUGAAAGCAGCACAUCUAGAACAAUUUCGAAGUUCAAAUCGGUUUGGUGAUUUGGAAGCUGUACUGCCAAAAAAGUCUAUCAAUCCUCGAGUCAUAUCUACUGCUUUUCCCCGCACUACAAAUGUCAAUGACGAAGACAAGUCGAACACAGAGAUUGAUCAGGAAAAGUCUCCCAUUUUAAGCCCUGUCGUUGUUCAGGCUGUCGAAUCAGCGUUUGAAAAAAUCAUGAAAACAACGUCUAUCGACCAUGAGAACCGGCUACUGACCCCUACUGAUUGUCCAGAUUCUACCAUCACAGUCUCGCGUAAAUCGUCUCAACCUUCUUUAUUUGGUGAUACAACCGAAUUGCUUGACAAUUCUGUAUUUGGAUCUAAUCCGUACAAUUCAAAUCGAUUGUCAGCAUUGUUCGAAGAAACUAGCGACUCUGAUCUGGAUUCAAACUCAUUGUCUGAUUCUGUUGACUCCAGUAUUUCUGCAUCACAAAGUUUUUCAAAUCUGGAAUUGCUUUUAGCCGCCCCAGGUGACUUGAGUUUGGCCGAGAAAAUCGGAGUUCUUGAUCAAGAUAUUGAAAAUCUUACGAAACAAAACGAUAUUCUUCUUUCACUUCUAAAGAAAGCAGAACUCACAAAUAAUGUCGCAGAACUAAAAGUUUUACGGAGAUCAAACGCAAGUCUUGAAAAGGAGAUUAACACUAAAGAGCUCCAAAAACAGCAAUAUAUUGUUCAAGAAAACGACAACAGUUUGUAUGGAAAGUCAAAAAUCCGCAUACAAUCAUGUGUGUUUGGAAAAGAUGAGAAAAUAUCUUACGUGAUGUAUGUUAUCGAGGUACAGAAAUACUCCAGUGAAGACCCUAACGAAAUUGUUGCUGGCUGGAUUGUUGCCCGUCGCUUUAGUCAAUUUCACAAACUCCAUGAAUUUUUAAAAAGAAGAUACAAUGAUGUGAACGAAGUCAAGUUUCCAAAAAAAAAUGUUCCAUACUUGAAGUUCCAGAAAACUCAGCAGAUCGAAACCAGAAAACCAAUUCUAGAGAAGUACCUACAAGACUUGCUUGCCAUCCCUGAUGUCUGUUCAGAUCCGGCUUUCAGGUCUUUCCUUUCAUCAGAAACUUUUAAAGUCGGGAAAUCCCAAGCUACUUCAAAAAGUACUUUUUAUUCCAUGUUCAAUCGGUUUCCCCGAGAGCUGGGCAAUGAUUUAAGGUUCGAUACGUCUCAGGUGAGACAAAAUAAAGAGAUGUUGCAAAACAUCAAAGAAAUGGAGAGAGAGUUGAAGCAAUAUGACGAAAUUCAGAAAAAUAGCGCGGAAAAGGUACCUUUUGUUAAACCCAUUUCUGAUCUCUUGCUCACGCUUUUUGACUUGAGCAAAUCGAAUUGGUUACGCGGACGUGCACUCUUGGUCAUCUUGCAACAGGUACUUGGUUCCACUAUCGAGCGUACUCUAACGUCUCAAAUUGAGCAGAACAUCAAGCAAGAUUUGCGAAUUGCAGAUGUUCUUAACUCCUUGCAAGAUAUGCUUUUCCCGAAUGGAAAAUUCCGAGAGUCGCCGGAGCUCAGAACAAAAGCUCAGCAGCUGGCAACAAGAAAAGAGGCGAACUCGAUUUUGCAAAUCUAUAUGUCUGAGACUUGCUCAAAGAUAUUUGGUAUCAGGAACACAGAUCAGGCUUGUAAAAACAUUUUGGAAAUGUUCCAAAAUGAUUACCUAAACAAACACUUAAUGUUUAAUGUACUCGAUGUGGUUCUUCUCGCUAUAUUUCCAGAGCUUGACGAGGACUCAUACAAAGUCUAG
This is a messenger RNA of Metschnikowia bicuspidata var. bicuspidata NRRL YB-4993, 3070 nucleotides long. RefSeq lists its product as uncharacterized. The record is from RefSeq and is a predicted model, not a curated record. The transcript has 3 exons. NCBI's taxonomy places the organism in Eukaryota, Fungi, Ascomycota, Pichiomycetes, Serinales, Metschnikowiaceae. Gene Ontology annotation, molecular function: phosphatidylinositol binding. Gene Ontology annotation, cellular component: intracellular membrane-bounded organelle. Bases 116 to 3070 code for a protein of 984 amino acids.